AUGGAUCCGAACAACUGGAAUACACAGGAGCAUGCCUUGCAGCAGGCAAACCAAGAUGACUUCCAGCAGUACUUGGACAUGGGCGAAAUGUCCAACCUCGGCGAUGGCAUGCAGUUUGACUUCCCGGGCUUCAGCGCUGCCACCGGCGCUGCGAUGAUCCAUAGCCAUUCUGCGCAUGACGGACUGGACACUCAAAUGGGCGGUACCGAGACUCCUCAUGCCACGGGGACCAACAUCGGCCUCCCGCAUCAGAUGCCGCCCUUGACAUCAAGUACGAAUAUGCCCACAAUACCGUCGCACAUGAUGCCGCCGCAACACACAAGCGCCAGGGAUACCAUUUCAGAUCUCGACGCCCAAAUCCAUUUUCUGCAGCGCCAAAAAUUAGAGCAGCAGCAGAGGCAGCUGGAGGAGCAGCAACAACGGUUUGCUGAGCAGCAAGCCGCCUUCUUUGCUCAGCAGCAAGGCAUAGUGCCGCCGACGCCGCAGAGUCUCGAGAUGCAAGCCGCAACCCAGUUUUACACUCAAGGUGACCAGACACCUCAUCAUUCGCAGGGCAUGUUUGAUCGGUAUAGGCUCAAGGAACAGCAGGAUAUGGCCUUCACUCCGCUGGUGUCACCUGCAGUAACCCCUUUGGAUGCCCACUUUCCAGUCGAGACACAAUUCACGGUUCCAGGCGCAUAUUUCAGUCCUCUCACAUCUCCGGCCUUGCAUGCACAGAAUGAAGCUCACAUAGCGUUUGGUCCAAGUCAAGGAAGCACGAACACGACCAACUCACCUCAGGAGAUGGAUCUUGAAAACAGCGGGUCGGCCCCAAGCUUGCCUGAUUCAUCCAAAAAGCCGCGGAGGAGCAAUGUGUCCAAGACAAGGAAGGCAAGCAUUCGCCAAUCCCCGAUCGUCAAGGCACAGCGACGCAAGACUGCCUCGACGCCGAUCAUGAAUGCACAGAUCUUGAGUGAACUCGCAGAAUCGACAGCCGACAGGGCGGCAAAGUCAACACCUGCCUCUGGAACGUCGACCGAGGAUUCGGAAAACGCAUCUGUUUCGCCCGAAGCCCUUUCAGAUAUGCCGCCCCCACCCAUUCCUCAGCCCCGGUCGGCGAGGCAAUCACCACACAUCCAAGCCCAGCAGAAUGUCAUUCACCCAAUCCCAUCCUCGCUUAAUGGAAUGGCGUCUCCUGCCACACCGGCGACGCUUUUCAGAAUUUCGCCAAAGGGAAAGUCUGCUGAUGCGACAAAUCCGGGCCAAAUGGCCUCGGAACAUAUCGAAAACUUUGAGCUGCCCGAGUCUGCUAGUUUUCCCAAGCCUCAACUACCACAAUUGAAUACCCAGGCCAGCUCGAGUUCGCCGCCUGAAAUAGAGACGGCCAAAGUCUCUGCACUCCAACCUCUACCAUCACCAAUCUUUCCGAAGCCAUCGGCACGCCUAGCGCCAUCCAGUGGGAGCCCACAAAUUCUCCCCAAAGGCGCAGGAACACCAAAUCCUAGAAAGACUCCCAUGCUGGCUCCUCGUGGCAGCAAAAAGCGAGGCAGCGUCAGCUCAGUCGCCGUCUCACCUGCGUUACUUCCUAGGAUAUCGCCGAACAUCAAACCCUUAUUGCCUGGCACCCCUGGCCUUUCUGCUGAGGACACGGCAUCUCGUUUGCUUGCGUCCAAAUCAAACUAUCAAAACAUCAUCGAAGGCAACAAGGUGCCGGGCGUGUCGUAUCCAAGCGAACUCUCGACGAACUUGACUUCGAAACGGACUUCGCACAAGAUUGCAGAACAGGGACGGCGAAACCGUAUUAAUUCAGCACUUCAAGAGAUUGCCACUCUUUUGCCCAAGAAGAUGGUCAGCGAUAUUGGCAAUGACGAGGGAGACAGUCCCGAGGCCGAGAAACUGGAAAAGAAGGACGGGAAAUCGGCAAACACACCAAACAGCAAAGCGAGCACGGUAGAGAUGGCAAUUAUUUACAUCAAACAGUUACAACAGGAAGUUGCGGACGCAAAUAAGCGGGCUGAAGAAGCAGAGAAGAAGUUGACAGCCGAUGAAACAGCAACAGCUUCGUGA
Pestalotiopsis fici W106-1 is the source of this 2046-nucleotide messenger RNA. RefSeq lists its product as uncharacterized. Gene Ontology annotation, molecular function: protein dimerization activity. The transcript has 2 exons. Lineage: Eukaryota; Fungi; Ascomycota; Sordariomycetes; Amphisphaeriales; Sporocadaceae. The record is from RefSeq and is a predicted model, not a curated record. The coding region runs from base 1 to 2046 and encodes 681 amino acids.